GCAUUCGAGCUGACGCGCGCACUUUUUUUUUGCUCGACGUUGCCGUCACGAGUGCGAGGAAGAAACACGUGCCCUGUGCUCCAAUUGUUGCUCGCUUGCUUCCCUCUCUUCGCUCGACCACCAUCGCAAAAGCCAUGGAGGCACGCGCUACUCUCGUACUGAUAAUCUCAGCGGCAGGCGUGAUAAACGCGCAAAAUCCCUACGAUCGGCAGUACAACAAUCCGCAGGCGCUGAACGCGCGUCGAGCGUACGGCAGUCCGCAGCCAGCGUUCGUCGGACAGCCACGCUACAAUCCGGAUUACUACGGCCGCCGCUACGCUAUUUUGCGACAGACGCACCAGCAGGACAUCGACGGCACUUACGAUUUCAGCUACGACACGGAGAACGGCAUCCACGCAGCGGAGUCGGGCCGGCCGGUGUUCAAGGGCCAGCCGGUGGAAGUGGUCCAGGGCGAGUUCAGCUACACGGCGCCGGACGGCACGCCGAUCCGGCUGAGCUACGUGGCCGACGAGAACGGGUUCCAGGCGCGCGGCGCCCACCUGCCCACGCCGCCGCCCAUCCCGCUGGCCAUACAGCGCGCGCUCGCCUACAACGCCGCGCAUCCCGAGGAGGACGACUACCUGCGCCCCGGCCUCGCCAACCUCGCCAGCCGGCAGGCUUUCGACAGGCUCGGUUACCAGAACGCAUAGCCGCCGCGAUCUCCUGCCACCGCCCGCUGAUCUCCCUCUGUCCGCAGCUUCUCCCUCGCUCUUCAUCCGUGUAUGUCCCCCUUAACGCCAAGCGUCUCUCUCCUGUGCGUCCCGGGCGGCACCGCGUCCGCGGCGACCGUUCGCCCGAUCCGGCGUUGCGCAGUCCGACGUCCGCAUCUGCGAGCGACACGACGAGGCUCCGGCCGACUGCGCUCCGCCGCGGAAUGUACUUGUAAACUAACAGCAAUAAAUGAAACAGCCAGUGUUCAACCUUAA
Molecule: messenger RNA, 965 nt
Organism: Phymastichus coffea
Lineage: Eukaryota; Metazoa; Arthropoda; Insecta; Hymenoptera; Eulophidae
Product: endocuticle structural glycoprotein SgAbd-2-like
Exons: 3
Coding region: 135-689 (184 amino acids)
Cellular component (GO): chitin-based extracellular matrix
Molecular function (GO): structural constituent of chitin-based larval cuticle
Source: RefSeq, a predicted model, not a curated record